Molecule: messenger RNA, 3337 nt
Organism: Drosophila eugracilis
Lineage: Eukaryota; Metazoa; Arthropoda; Insecta; Diptera; Drosophilidae
Product: dystrobrevin beta
Exons: 6
Coding region: 561-2402 (613 amino acids)
Biological process (GO): synaptic signaling
Cellular component (GO): plasma membrane; synapse
Molecular function (GO): zinc ion binding
Source: RefSeq, a predicted model, not a curated record
ACGUUUUUUUGUGUUGUUGUUGGCCUGUGGGUGUCGAAGCUGUUUCGCGGCGCGAUGUUGGAAGUGAAUUUUGGGUAAACAAAAUCCGUUGAUAAGAUAUCCGCACCGUGUUAAUCGGGAGUAGCGCGACAUAUUUACCGUUGGCAAGCCCAUAUCAAGUGCAAAAUCGUAUACGAAUUUAAAGCCAGGCUCCAUUUCCUGUGCGUAUGUGUGAGUCGUCCGGUCGGUGGUGUGUAUGUGUUUUGAGCCCAUAAGCGUAGCCCGAAAAAAAGAAGUUUUCCGUUACCAUAUUUUUUACCAAGGGCCAAAGGGCGCAGCAUCUUCGCUCUCUAUCUAUCUAUCGCUCUUCACCUCUCUCUUACAUUCGUUAAUGCGAGUUUUGCAACUCCGUUUAUUGUGUGUAAACAGCAGGUGAAAAAUAUAACAAGGAAAGUGCAAAGAGUGAGGAAAAAGAAGCAAGCAUAAGAAGAAGACUCAACUCCGCGCAGAGCAACAAAAAGUGACGCAUAAAUAAAGGUUGCUAAUUACAAAAGGCAUAUCUGUACAACAGAUUAUCAAGAAUGGAGCUGGAGCCGCGUGUGGCCAUUCUGCAGGAUCUGCGGUUGCAGACCUUCGACUCCAUUCGUUUCGCCUCCUACCGGACCGCAUCCAAGCUGCGCUACAUACAGAAGUCCACGAACCUUCAUUUGGUCGACAUAUGGAAUGUGAUUGAGGCGUUCCGCGAGAAUGGACUGAACACACUUGAGCCGCAGAGCGAGGUGAGCGUGGCCAGGCUGGAAACUUUGGUCUCAUCGCUCUACCACAAUCUCAACAAGCGCCUGCCCACCGCCCAGCAGGUGCCAGUGGACUCGAAGGCGGGUCUGCUGCUCAACUGGUUACUGGCUGCCUACACAAGUGAUAACUCGGGCAAGAUUCGCGUGUUCUCUAUUAAAGUGGCCUUGGCCACCAUGUGCUCCGGUAAACUGGUGGACAAGCUAAGAUACAUAUUCUCGCAGAUCUCGGACGGCGCUGGCCAGCUGGUGGCCUGGAAGCUGAGCGAGUUCCUGCGCGAAGUGCUGGCCCUGCCGGCGGCUGUGUACGAGUCGCCAACAUUCCAUUACAAGGAGGGGCUCGAGGAGGAGAUCUUCCCGGCCGAGAACAAGGUGACAGUGAACGACUUUAUGGCCACGCUGAUGUCCGAGCCGGGGCCGUCCUGCCUCGUCUGGCUACCGUUGGUGCACCGGCUGGCCACCGUGGAGACCAUUGUGCAUCCGACUGUCUGCUCUGUUUGCCACAAGGAAAACUUCACCGGGUUUCGUUAUCGCUGUCAGCGGUGUCACGCCUACCAGUUGUGUCAGGAGUGCUUCUGGCACGGCAAGACAUCGCUGAACCACCAGAAUGAUCACGAGGUCAAGGAGUACUCGAGCUACAAAUCGCCCAGCAAACAGAUCGGUCACUCGCUGCGCAAGAGCUUCCGCUGUGUGCCGGAGAAGACGGUGCAGGUGCUACCCCGCUUUCCCGACCAGCCGGAGAAGACGCUCAACCUGUCGCACAUCGUGCCGCCCUCGCCGCUGCCCUCGCACAACGGCUUCUCGGACCCCUCGGGCCUCGUACAUGGCCACCAUGGGCCAGGCCUUCCGGGCCAGCACGGCAUAUUUGAUCGCUCCAGCACGCUCGACUCGCGGGCCACAGGUCGCAGUCUGGACAGCGCCAGCGGCACUGCUGGCACUACAAUGUCUCGCGUGGCCGCCGCCUCCGCCAACGACGAGGAGCACCGCCUGAUUGCCCGCUAUGCCGCCAGAUUGGCCCAGGAGAACAGAGCGCCCUCCAACUUGCCAGACAAUGCCACCCCCAUUGGCACGGAUAAUUCACGGGCCCAGCGUGAAUUAAUUGCCCAACUGGAGUCUAAGAACAAAGAGAUAAUGCGAGAGAUAGCGCGUCUGAGGCGCCAACAGGAGACGGAGCAGAUGGCUCCGGAGAAUCCAGCGCUGAUCAACGAGCUACGUGCUUUAAGGCAGCGAAAAGGAGAACUGGAAGGUCAUCUGGGUGCCCUACAGGAUUCAAGACGACAGCUAAUGGAGCAGCUGGAGGGUCUGAUGCGUAUGCUGAAGAACCAGCAAACCGCCUCCCCACGAUCAACGCCAAACUCGAGUCCUCGCUCUGGGAAAUCCCCACCAAUGCCCGGAGGAGCUGGUAUACUGGGUACCUCACCCAUGAGUGCGCUACAUGCCCAGCAAAUGCAGCAGCAUCCGAUGGCAGGUGGAGUCAGGGCCACCCAGCAACAACUCCUUCAACAGCAACAGCAGCAGCAGGCACAUGGUCAUGGUCCAUUUAGCCAGAGUCAGCUGGAGCAGCUCAACCAGAUCAGCAGCGAUAUGCGUAGCGCCUUCGCGGCCAACGGAAGUGCAAGCAAAUGCGAAUAGCCAAUGGCAGGAGCAGUUUGCACAAUGGAGUCUUAAUUCGCAAAAGAACUAAGACCUCGCCACCAGUGGACCAGUGGAAACCGCAGGACUGCGAAUCUCCGAAGGCAGCUGGACAGAUGAAGACGAACUCUCGCUUAGCUUUUUACCUUACCUUAACUCAUAUGUUGACUUAGAGCAAUUUAUUUAUUGAUUAUUUUAUUGAGCCGUAGCCUACACUACCUUUAUCAAUUUAAUUUAUACUUUGAGGAUUGGUAUCUUACACAGUAUGUAAUAUGUAUGUAAGCAUAUAUAUAUACAUAUAUAUUAUUAUUUUAUUGAAGCAAAGAAUAUGAAUAUAGUUGAUAAACAAGACUUGCAGUUGCACUGCAUUUUGAAGUCGCAAAUCCAUUGAAUCUCGUUGAAACUUUUACGAUCGUACUGCUAAAGGGCAAUAAGAGGUAUGGCGUUUUAAUUUUAGGUUUCCACGAAUUCGUAAUUGGCUUUUAGAUUUUGUAAGCGCCCGCGGCAGCGGAUAUUUAUUACCAUGAAACUUAACAAAUUGAAAAUCAAAUCACGUAAUGCAUAAUACAAAUACGAUAUAGACAUUUACAUAUUAUGUACUUAAUAACUAGCAACUUGUUGAGAACCUAAAAUCAAAUUCUAAAUGCUAAACAUUAUACAGAUUAUACACACUUUGAGAUACGAUAAAGCCAACAACUAUUUGAGCCACAACAAAAAAAAACCCAAUGUUAAACACUAAAACCGAAAAAGUAAAACUAAAAAUUUAUAUAUUAUCCAUUUAUAAUAUGCAUUCAUACAAGAAAAGUUAUACCAUAUAAUCGUAACGGCAUAGAGCACGAGAUAGAGAAAAUCCGACAUUUAUAGAACUUAUACAUAAAUACUGAAUAAUAUUACAAAAGAGAAAACUAAAUAAAAAGGCAUUUUAAACAAUCACA